Molecule: messenger RNA, 1420 nt
Organism: Didymella exigua CBS 183.55
Lineage: Eukaryota; Fungi; Ascomycota; Dothideomycetes; Pleosporales; Didymellaceae
Product: UDP-glucose 4-epimerase
Exons: 1
Coding region: 123-1037 (304 amino acids)
Source: RefSeq, a predicted model, not a curated record
AUAAAGAAGGGGACGACGUGUGCAGGCACACGUGGAUGUAGAUGCUUUUUCAAUUGACUCGUCGAGCUCUGUCUUCAAAUCCCUCCGUCGCCGUCUCUGCAGGUACACGAGCAUUUCGCAACAUGUCAUUGGGAAAGCGAAUCGUCUUCACGGGUGGCUCAGGCAAGGCCGGUCGCCAUGUCAUUCCUUACCUGCUCUCGAAAGGGCACAAGGUCCUGAACCUCGAUCUCAUCGACUUCCCAGACCCAAGCGCGGGCGUCUUCACGCUGAAGACGGACCUGACCAAGAGCGGACAAGUCUUCAACGCCCUCACCACGCACUUCAACUUCCAAGGCUACGAAGAGAAGAAGGUCCCCAGCCCACCCGAUGCUGUCAUCCACUUCGCAGCCUACGCCAGGAACAUGCUGGUCCCCGACGACGAGUGCUACGCCGCAAACGUAGCGUCCACCUACAACGUCAUCGAAGCCGCCUGCAAGCUGGGCGUGCGCAAGAUCAUCAUCGCCAGCAGCGAGACGACGUACGAGGUCUGCUUCGGCCAGGGCGACCUGGACUACCAGUGCUUCCCGCUGACCGAGGACAUGGAUCUCAACCCCAUGGACUCGUACGCCAUCUCGAAGCUGUGCGGCGAGCGGGUGGCGCGCGGCCUGGCGCGCAGAUUCGACGCCGACAUCUACGCGCUGCGCAUCGGCAACGUGAUCGAGCCGCACGAGUACGAGCGCGACUUCCCGUCGUACAUUGGCAAGCCUGAGACGCGCAAGCGCAACGCCUGGAGCUACAUCGACGCCCGCGACCUGGGCCAGAUCUGCCACCUGUGCGUCGAGAAGGACGGCUUGGGGUUCCAGGUGUUCAAUGCUACCAACAACAGCAUCACGACGACGGUCCCGACCGCCCAGUUCCUCGCGCAGUAUGCGCCCAAUACGCCCGUCACGAGGGAGCUCGACGAGUGGGAGGCGCCGCUGAGUAACAAGAAGAUCCGCGACGUGCUGGGCUUCGAGGAGGAGCACGACUGGAGAAAGUACUACAACCCGGGGUCUUAGUGAGAGCAGACAAAGCUGGACGGCCAAUUGCGUGUGUGUCUGUAUGAUGUAUUAGAAUGGGUAAUAAGGUAUUUGGACAUGUACUAGAAUAGGUGGUACUUGGACAUGUACUAGAAUAGGUGGUACUUGGACAUGUACUAGAAUAGGUGGUACUUGGACAUGUACUAGAAUAGGUAGUACGUGGACGUGUACUAGAAUAGGUAGUACUUGGACGUGUACUAGAAUAGGUAGUACGUGGACGUGUACUAGAAUAGGUAGUACUUGGAUAGGUACUAGAAUAGGUAGUACUUGGAUAGGUACUAGAAUAGGUAGUACUUGGAUAUGUACUAGAAUAGGUAAUACUUGGACAUGUGUCAAGAUAGCCAACACCUACAGAAGUCGUG